Molecule: messenger RNA, 3748 nt
Organism: Eubalaena glacialis (North Atlantic right whale)
Lineage: Eukaryota; Metazoa; Chordata; Mammalia; Artiodactyla; Balaenidae
Gene: LARP1B
Product: La ribonucleoprotein 1B
Exons: 19
Coding region: 338-3667 (1109 amino acids)
Biological process (GO): mRNA stabilization; positive regulation of translation
Cellular component (GO): cytosol; cytoplasmic stress granule
Molecular function (GO): RNA cap binding
Source: RefSeq, a predicted model, not a curated record
GGAGCGCGAGCCUUCCUGACUCUGCUGGAGGUACUACAGCUUCGCGUUGCGGCGUUUCUGCCGCAGCCCGCGUCAAGUGAGGGCUCCCGGCCCCCGGCUGCGGCGCCCGGCGCGUGUUGGCAGGCUCGGGGCUCGCGCCGCUGACGCGGGCUGGGCCGGCGGGCGGUUAGCGCCCCGUUCGACGCCGGGAGCUCCGCGGCCUGAGCCGACGCGGGCGGCCGGGCUCUCGGGUUCUCUUCCCCAGGCCGGAGCCAGUCGGUGUCCCGGCGGAGAGACGGGCAGCCGGGCUCCCUGGCCCCGGGCCGCCCCCGGCUGGGGCGGCUGGGGCAGGGGAACGAUGUCUGCUCGCGCCCGGGUGCCCGCCGCUCACCCUCAGGAGGAGCGGCCCGCGGUACCAGCUGAGAGGGAGUCGCUGUCGGCCGCGGCGAGCCGGCAAGCCGGGAAGCUGCCCCCGCCCGAACGGGAGGGCAAGGAGGCGGCGAGGGAGGAGAGGAACGCGCUCGCCACCAGCACGGGGGCGCGGGGAGAGCCCUUGCCGGCGCCCGUGCUGGGACACAGCGUGCCUCAGGCGGCCGUGUCCGUGAAGCCCCUGGCGCUGCACCUGGCGCACAAGGCGCGCGGGCAGGGGGGGCCCUUCGGCUGGGAGCCGCCGCCACCGCUGCCGCGGGACCCGCCGGCCGAAGACGCCCGGGAGGAGGAGGCGGCGGCGGCAGGCUCUGAGGAAAAGCUACCGCCGGCGCUGCCGCGGAAGGAGAAUCCCUGGACCAAAAAGCCUCCCCAGCACCUGUCCGCCGCCGGGACGGGGCCGCCGCCGCUGCCCCCACUGGAAACCCUGGAGGCAGAGCUCAGUUCCCCCCAAAUUAUAAAAGCAGGAAAACUCAAGACAAAGAAAUCCAACAAGGCUAGUGAUUUCAGCGAUAUGGCGAACUGGCCAACACCAAGUGAAUUAGUGAACACUGAAUGUCAGAGUGUCAUCAGCCUAGGAAAUAAGAAGCCACAAAAUAGAAAAGAAAGAGAAGACAAGGUUGAGAAGAGAAGUAACAGUGAAAGCAAAGAAAGCCGGGAAACAAAAUUAGAUGGUCCUGGUGAAAAUGUCAGUGAGGAUGAGGCUCAGUCAAGUAAUCAACGAAAGAAAGCUAAUAAGCACAAAUGGGUACCACUCCACUUAGAUGAUGUAAGACCAGACAGUCAAGAAAGACCAGGGUCCCGGAAUAGCUCAAGAUGUCAACCUGAAGCAAAUAAAUCAUCACAUAACAAUAGGAGAAAUGACACACGAAGUUGGAGGCGUGAAAGAGAAAAGAAAGAUGAUCAAGAUGAAGUUUCCAGUGUGAGAAGUGAGGGUGGUAAUAUCCGAGGUACCUUUAGAGGCCGAGGAAGAGGCCGAGGACGGGGAAGAGGACGAGGCAGAGGAAAUCCUCGAUUGAACUUUGAUUAUUCAUAUGGUUAUCAAGAACAUGGUGAAAGGACUGGUCAACCAUUUCAAACAGAACUUAAUACCAGUAUGAUGUAUUACUAUGAUGAUGGUACAGGCGUACAGGUGUAUCCUGUGGAAGAAGCAUUGCUUAAAGAGUAUAUUAAACGCCAAAUUGAAUAUUACUUCAGUAUAGAAAACUUGGAACGGGACUUCUUUCUUAGGAGAAAGAUGGAUGAGCAAGGUUUCUUGCCUAUUUCCCUGAUUGCUGGUUUCCACCGUGUUCAGGCUCUCACUACAAACCUUAAUCUCAUUUUAGAGGCACUGAAAGAUAGCACAGAAGUGGAAAUUGUGGACGAGAAAAUGAGAAAAAAGAUAGAACCAGAAAAAUGGCCAAUUCCGGGCCCUCCUCCACGUAGUGUGCCACAAACAGACUUCUCUCAACUGAUUGAUUGCCCAGAGUUUGUACCAGGCCAAGCCUUUGGUUCACAUACAGAGUCUGCCCCAAAUUCUCCAAGAAUUGGAAGUCCACUGAGCCCAAAGAAAAACACUGAAACAAGUAAUCUUCAAGCAAUGUCUAGAGUUUUGUCUGCCAGUUUGCCCGACUUGGACUCAGAACCUUGGAUAGAAGUAAAAAAGAGACAUCGUCCAUCCCCAGUGAAAUUGAAGGAGUCACCACCUCUACCUGAAGAGGCAUCAAAUCAACUCUAUCUUCCAGAUGAACAAGAACAAGAAGAACUUGAUUUUUUAUUUGAUGAAGAGAUGGAACAAAUAGAAGGGCGAAAAAACACAUUUACUGAUUGGUCUGAUAAUGAUUCAGAUUAUGAAAUUGAUGACCAGGAUUUAAACAAGAUUUUGAUUGUAACUCAGACACCACCUUACAUGAGAAAACAUCCUGGAGGAGAUCGAACAGGCAACCACAUGUCUGAGGCAAAAAUUACAUCUGAACUUGCUAAAGUUAUCAAUGAUGGCUUAUAUUAUUAUGAGCAGGAUUUGUGGAUGGAAGAAGAUGAAAACAAACACACAGCCAUAAAGCAAGAAGUCGAGAACUUUAAGAAGCUAAAUCUCAUUAGUAAAGAGCAGUUUGAAAACCUAACACCUGAACUUCCUUUUGAGCCAAACCAAGAAGUUCCUGUAGCACCUUCACAGUCCAGGCAAGAUUUGACUGAUGAAUUAGCUCAGAAGUUAUUUGAUGUUUCAGAAAUAUCUUCAGCAACAAUGGCCUGUUCAUUACCCACAGCAGUUCCAGAAUCUCCUAGAAUUUAUCCUGCAAGGACACCCAAAACACCUCGAACACCUGGAUUACAAGAUCCAAACAAAACACCAAGAUUUUAUCCUGUUGUUAAAGAACCCAAAGCCAUUGAUGUAAAGAGUCCAAGAAAGAGAAAAACAAGACAUAGUACAAAUCCCCCUCUCGAGUGUCAUGUUGGUUGGGUAAUGGAUUCCAGAGAUCACGGGCCAAGAACAUCCUCUGUCAGCAGUUCAAAUGCUUCGCCUUCAGAAGGUGCACCACUAGUAUGUACUCCUCAUUCAUUCCCAAAGUUCCAGCACCCUUCUCAUGAACUUUUGAAGGAAAAUGGCUUUACCCAACAAGUGUACCACAAGUAUCGUAGAAGAUGCCUAAGUGAGAGAAAACACUUGGGAAUUGGCCAGUCCCAAGAAAUGAAUACCCUCUUUCGUUUCUGGUCCUUUUUCCUCAGAGAUCACUUCAAUAAAACAAUGUAUGAGGAAUUUAGACAACUUGCUUGGGAAGAUGCAAAAGAAAAUUACAGGUAUGGAUUAGAAUGUCUGUUCAGGUUUUAUAGUUAUGGACUGGAAAAAAAAUUCAGACAAGAAAUUUUUAAGGAUUUCCAAGAAGAAACCAAAAAAGACUACGAAUCUGGUCAGCUGUAUGGAUUAGAAAAGUUUUGGGCUUAUCUAAAAUAUUCUCAAUCUAAGACACAGUCUAUUGACCCCAAACUUCAGGAAUACCUCUGUAGCUUUAAGAAGUUGGAAGACUUCCGUGUUGACCCCCCUAUAGGUGAGGAAUUUGAAAGAAAAAGACAUUCAUCUACUUCUGGUGAGGAGAGUAAUCGUCACAGACUUCCGUCUAAUUCCUCUACAAAGUCACCGAGUGCUGCUAAGCCUACACCUGCCAAUCGGCUUCGGGUCCCAACAAACUCUCCCAGAAGGAAUACUUCACAGCAGUCCAAUGACAAUUCACACCAGAACAGUGCUGCCUCAGUCUCAACACAUGGUGAACUGCCUGAGAAAUAGACUCUGAUGAAAGUUGUUUGCCCUUGAAAUCAACAUUUACAUCAGUAAUUAUUGGGGGAAAUCUUCUGACGUUUAAUUGUG